Myotis daubentonii (Daubenton's bat) is the source of this 5961-nucleotide messenger RNA. RefSeq names its product DEP domain containing 5, GATOR1 subcomplex subunit (gene DEPDC5). The record is from RefSeq and is a predicted model, not a curated record. NCBI's taxonomy places the organism in Eukaryota, Metazoa, Chordata, Mammalia, Chiroptera, Vespertilionidae. Gene Ontology annotation, biological process: intracellular signal transduction; positive regulation of autophagy; negative regulation of TORC1 signaling. Gene Ontology annotation, molecular function: GTPase activator activity. Gene Ontology annotation, cellular component: lysosomal membrane; GATOR1 complex.
CGCUGGGGCGGGCGAGCGGGUCGGCGGCUGGAGCUCGGGCACGAGAGCUGCACGGGGCGGGGGCGAUCGAGGCGUCGACAGGGGCUCCCCGAGGAGGCGCGAGAGACCUGGCGAAGGUCCGGUCCUCGGGGCCCCGGGCUGAAGCGGGAAGGGGGUCCGGCGCUGCGGGGCAGGGAGGCAAGAUGACUUCUCUCCCCCAAGCCUGGAACAGCUGAAGGAACUGCCGUGCAAGAUGAGAACCACAAAGGUCUACAAACUGGUCAUCCACAAGAAGGGCUUUGGGGGCAGCGAUGAUGAGCUGGUCAUGAACCCCAAAGUGUUUCCUCACAUCAAGCUUGGAGACAUUGUGGAGAUUGCUCACCCCAACGAUGAGUACAGCCCUCUGCUUUUGCAAGUCAAGUCACUUAAGGAAGAUUUACAGAAAGAAACUAUCAGUGUGGACCAGACCGUGACCCAAGUGUUUCGUCUAAGACCUUAUCAAGAUGUCUAUGUGAAUGUCGUAGACCCUAAGGAUGUGACCCUUGAUCUAGUGGAGCUAACCUUUAAGGAUCAAUAUAUUGGCCGUGGGGAUAUGUGGAGACUAAAGAAAAGUUUGGUCAGCACAUGCGCCUACAUCACUCAGAAGGUGGAAUUUGCUGGCAUCAGGGCACAGGCUGGUGAGCUGUGGGUCAAGAAUGAGAAGGUCAUGUGUGGUUAUAUCAGUGAAGAUACCAGGGUGGUGUUCCGUUCUACGUCGGCUAUGGUUUACAUAUUUAUUCAGAUGAGCUGUGAAAUGUGGGAUUUUGAUAUUUAUGGGGAUCUGUAUUUUGAGAAAGCUGUGAAUGGUUUCCUUGCCGAUCUCUUUACCAAGUGGAAGGAGAAGAACUGUAGUCAUGAAGUGACAGUGGUCCUAUUUUCUAGAACUUUCUAUGAUGCAAAAUCGCUUGAUGAAUUUCCCGAGGUAAACCGAGCCUCAAUUCGGCAGGAUCACAAGGGGCGAUUCUAUGAAGACUUUUAUAAAGUGGUGGUGCAGAAUGAGAGGAGAGAAGAGUGGACGUCACUCCUGGUGACCAUUAAAAAGCUCUUCAUCCAGUAUCCAGUGUUGGUGCGACUGGAACAGGCAGAGGGCUUCCCUCCAGGAGACAAUUCUACCUCAGCACAAGGGAACUACCUAGAGGCCAUCAACCUGUCCUUCAAUGUGUUUGACAAGCACUAUAUCAACCGCAACUUUGACCGAACUGGGCAGAUGUCCGUGGUGAUCACGCCUGGGGUGGGUGUGUUCGAAGUGGACCGUCUACUCAUGAUCCUGACCAAGCAGCGGAUGAUAGAUAACGGAAUUGGUGUGGACUUGGUGUGCAUGGGGGAGCAGCCGUUACAUGCUGUCCCGUUGUUCAAGCUGCACAACCGGAGUGCUCCUUGCGAUUCCCGUCUGGGCGACGACUAUAAUAUUCCUCACUGGAUCAACCACAGUUUCUACACCUCCAAAAGCCAGCUCUUUUGUAACAGUUUCACCCCCCGGAUAAAACUGGCCGGAAAGAAGCCUGCCUCCGAGAGAGCGAAAAAUGGCCGUGACACAUCUCUUGGGACUCCAAAAGAAGCUGAGAAUGCCCUGCCCAUCCAAGUAGACUAUGAUGCCUACGACGCUCAAGUGUUCAGGCUGCCAGGCCCAUCCCGGGCUCAGCGCCUCGCCACCUGCAGGUCUGUGCGCGAGCAGGAGAGUCACAGUCGAAAGAGUGCCAGCUCCUGCGACGUCUCCUCCAGCCCUUCCGUGCCCAGCCGGGCGCUGCCCACGGAGGAAGUGAGGAGCCAGGCUUCCGAUGACAGCUCCCUGGGCAGGAGCGCCAACACCCUCAUGAUCCCUCUCCCCCACCUGCACCAGUAUGAAGUCAGCAGCUCCUUGGGCUACACCAGCACGCGAGAUGCCCUGGAGAACAUGGUGGAGCCGCCGCAGCGAGACUCCAGCGCGCCAGGGCGGUUCCACGUGGGCAGCGCGGAAUCCAUGCUGCACGUUCGACCGGGGGGCUGCGCACCCCAGCGGGCGCUGAUCAACCCCUUCGCCCCCUCACGGAUGCCCAUGAAGCUCACGUCCAACAGGAGGCGCUGGAUGCACACCUUCCCUGUGGGACCAUCCGGAGAGGCCAUCCAGAUCCAUCACCAGACCCGACAGAACAUGGCGGAGCUGCAGGGCAGCGGGCGGAGGGACCCCACCCACUCCUCUGCAGAGCUGCUGGAGUUAGCCUAUCAUGAAGCUGCUGGAAGGCACAGCUCCUCCCGCCAGCCUGGCGACGGCAUGUCCUUCUUGAACUUCGGUGGGACGGAAGAGCUUGCUGCCGGCCUGCUUAGCAACAGCGGCGCAGGGAUGAACCCCAGGACCCAGAAUAAGGAUUCGCUAGAGGACAGUGUCUCUACCUCUCCCGACCCAAUUCUGACACUGUCUGCCCCCCCUGUAGUGCCAGGCUUCUGUUGCACAGUUGGAGUGGACUGGAAGUCUCUCACGACUCCGGCGUGCCUCCCCCUCACCACCGACUACUUCCCCGACCGCCAGGGCCUGCAGAACGACUACACGGAGGGCUGUUACGACCUCCUCCCGGAAGCGGACAUGGACAGGAGGGACGAGGAGGGUGUGCAGAUGACGGCCCAGCAGGUGUUCGAAGAGUUCAUUUGCCAGCGUCUCAUGCAGGGCUAUCAGAUCAUAGUGCAGCCCAAGGCGCAGAAACCCAACCCCGCCGUCCCACCCCCGCUGAGCAGCAGCCCCCUGUACAGCCGAGGCCUGGUGUCCCGAAACCGCCCUGAGGAGGAGGACCAGUACUGGCUGAGCAUGGGUCGCACGUUCCACAAAGUGACCCUGAAGGACAAGAUGAUCACAGUGACGCGCUACCUGCCCAAGUACCCUUACGAAUCGGCCCAGAUCCACUACACCUACAGCCUGUGCCCUUCCCACUCGGACUCGGAGUUCGUGUCCUGCUGGGUGGAAUUCUCCCACGAACGGCUGGAGGAGUACAAGUGGAACUACUUAGAUCAGUACAUCUGCUCCGCCGGCUCGGAGGACUUCAGCUUAAUCGAGUCUCUGAAGUUCUGGAGGACCCGCUUCCUGCUGCUGCCCGCCUGUGUCACUGCCACCAAGCGCAUCACGGAGGGCGAAGCCCACUGCGACAUCUACGGGGACCGGCCGCGGGCCGACGAGGAGGAGUGGCAGCUGCUGGAUGGCUUUAUCCGCUUCGUGGAGGGCCUGAACCGCAUCCGCCGGCGCCACCGCUCAGACCGCAUGAUGCGGAAAGGGGCCGCCAUGAAAGGCCUACCGAUGGCGGGGCCCAUUUCCGCGCACUCCCUCGAGGCGGCCGGCCCCCCGGCUGGGAAGAAGGGAACCUCGGCCCUGUCUGCCCUGCUGGAGAUGGAGGCCAGCCAGAAGUGCCUGGGAGAGCAGCAGGCAGCUGUGCACGGUGGCAAGAACUCCGCCCAGCCCGCCGAGAGCAGCAGCAGCGUUGCCAUGACUCCCACCUACGUGGACAGCCCGAGAAAGGACGGGGCCUUCUUUAUGGAGUUUGUCCGCAGUCCGCGCACAGCGUCGUCUGCCUUCUACUCGCAGGUGUCCGUGGACCAGACGGCCGUCCUGGGGUUGGACGGCACCAGCUUGGGGGUAAGCACAGGCCAGUCCGCGGACAGAGGCAACAGCCAGACCUUCGGGAGCUCCCAGAACGCGGGGGAGCAGAGCUUCACCUCCACGAACCCCAGUGACAGCAGCUCUCAGCAGGUGCUGGCAAGCUCCUUGACGUCGGCCUCCACCCUGGCCGAGAUUCUGGAAGCCAUGAAGCACCCCUCGACAGGCGUCCAGCUGCUCUCGGAACAGAAGGGCCUCUCGCCCUCCUGCUUCAUCAGCGCGGAGGUGGUGCACUGGCUGGUGAACAACGUGGAGGGCGUCCAGACGCCGGCCAUGGCCAUCGACAUCAUGCAGAAAAUGCUGGAGGAGCAGCUCAUCACGCACGCGUCUGGCGAAGUCUGGCGGACCUUCAUCUACGGCUUCUAUUUCUACAAGAUAGUCAUGGACAGAGAGCCCGACCGAGCGGCCGUGCAGCAGCCCACCACCUGGCACACGCCGGCGGUGGACGACUUCGCCAGCUUCCAGCGCAAGUGGUUCGAGGUGGCCUUCGUGGCCGAAGAGCUCUUGCACUCGGAGAUCCCGGCCUUCCUCCUUCCCUGGCUGCCCAGCCGGCCGGCCUCCUACGCGAGCAGGCACAGCUCCUUCAGCCGCAGCUUCGGAGGGCGGAGCCAGGCCGCUGCGCUCUUAGCUGCCACCGUCCCGGAGCAGAGGACUGUGACGCUGGACGUGGACGUGAACAACCGAACAGACCGGCUGGAGUGGUGCAGCUGCUAUUACCAUGGCAACUUCUCCCUGAACGCGGCCUUCGAGAUCAAGCUCCACUGGAUGGCGGUGACCGCCGCGGUCCUCUUCGAGAUGGUUCAAGGGUGGCAUCGCAAAGCCACCUCCUGCGGCUUUCUGCUGGUCCCGGUUCUGGAGGGUCCCUUUGCGCUGCCCAGUUACCUGUAUGGCGACCCGCUUCGAGCCCAGCUCUUCAUCCCGCUCAACGUCAGCUGUCUGCUCAAGGAGGGCAGCGAGCACCUAUUCGAUAGCUUUGAACCGGAAACGUACUGGGACCGCAUGCACCUCUUCCAGGAAGCCAUUGCGCACAGGUUUGGGUUUGUGCAAGAUAAAUAUUCCGCGUCUGCUUUUAACUUCCCAGCUGAGAACAAGCCUCAGUACAUCCAUGUCACAGGCACCGUGUUCCUGCAGCUGCCCUACUCCAAGCGCAAGUUCUCGGGGCAGCAGCGCCGGCGGCGCAACUCCACCAGCUCCGCCAACCAGAACAUGUUCUGCGAGGAGCGGAUCGGCUACAACUGGGCCUACAACACCAUGCUGACCAAGACCUGGCGCUCCAGUGCCACGGGUGACGAGAAGUUCGCCGACCGGCUGCUGAGGGACUUCACCGACUUCUGCGUCAACCGCGACAACCGGCUGGUCACGUUCUGGGCAAGCUGCCUGGAGAAGAUGCAUGCCAGCGCCCCCUGAGACGGGCGGCGUGGGUCAGAGGAUGGGAGGAUGCCCGUCUGCUGCUGAUACGCAACGGAUCGGCCAGGCUCUGGGCGUCGAUGGCAGUUUGCCACCGUCAGUGGGCGGGGGCCGCCGCCGCUUCCCCCCGUGUUCUUCCGCUCGAGGAGAAGGAUUCUGGAAGCAGCUAGCGCCCGCCCAGAGCAGGUGGGAGGCCCAGAUGGCCCGUGGGAAGGGGACAGGCAGCCCCCAGGAGUGUCCUCAGAGGGGGUGGCUCCUCCGAGAGUCCCCUCCUGCACCCCCCGGGGGCUCUUCAGAGCAGGAUCCACACUUCCCACUAGGAGAGCGCACAGGAUGUAAGAUAAUGUUGUGAAAUAGUGUACAUAGGCUCACACCGACUGUACAUACCUGUACAUAGCAGCAGUGGAGGAAAGGGCCCCGCGCGCCAUCCCUGGCCCCAGCCUGGUUUCUGUGCCGUCUUAAAGCGCCCCCCCCCCACCUUUCCAGGCCCCUGGUACAUGCUGGGGGAGCACCAGGGGCUGGCUAGGGUUCUCACUGGGGGCAACUUGGACCCCCGUUUGAGAAAAUUUGGCAAUAUCUGGAAACACUCGGGUGUCCUAACAGUCCGCAGUGCUACUGGCAUCUGAUGGGUGCUUCCCAACACCCUGCAUUGCCCAGGGUGGCUCCUACAGCAAAGAAUUGCCCGGCCCCGGCCCCCAGCCAGGCACCAUGGCUCAGUGGUUGAGCGUUGACCUAUGAACCAGGAGGCCACGGUUCAAUUCCCAGUCAGGGCACAUGCCUGGGUUGUGGGCUCGAUCCCCAGUGUGGGGCGUGCAGGAGGCAGCCAUCAAUGAUUCUCUCUCAUCAUUGACGUUUCUAUCUCUCUCCCCCUCUCCCUUCCUCUCUCUGAAAUCAAUAAAAUAUAUUUUUUAAAAAAA